Molecule: messenger RNA, 1558 nt
Organism: Myxozyma melibiosi
Lineage: Eukaryota; Fungi; Ascomycota; Lipomycetes; Lipomycetales; Lipomycetaceae
Exons: 2
Coding region: 76-1401 (441 amino acids)
Biological process (GO): cytoplasmic translational initiation
Cellular component (GO): eukaryotic translation initiation factor 3 complex; cytoplasm
Molecular function (GO): translation initiation factor activity
Source: RefSeq, a predicted model, not a curated record
CUGAUUCUGAAUCGCUUCUUUGUUUUAGAGAAAAGAAGGAAGCGUAUUCGCAUUGAAAAGAGAAUAUUCAGCAAAAUGGAGACCGAGAGCGAUUACAACCAGUGCUUCUUCACAAUCUCGGGAUCGCCGUCCGAGCUCGUGGCGGAAUUGGCCGCGUUCGUCGAUGUGGUGAACGGGUUCGUGGCCGAGGACGAGGACCAGGUCGGACCUCUUACGGCUGAGGUCACGCAGUUGAUCCUUACUGAGGAUGCUGAGGGAGACAGUGAAGAGCAGGCUGUCGAUCCGGAGAAGUUCAGCCAGGCUAUUGCGCUGGUUUUGGGAGCUGCGGGCGCGUUCGAGAAGGCGUCAGAUAAGGAAUUCGAGCCGGCUUACAAUCUUCUUUUUUAUGUCCUCACAUUCACCUCCGCGGGCGUGGAAGGCCAUCUUUCGACCGUUCUCGACCUUCUCAGCGCUGCGUCCGCCUCGCACGCUCUUUCGACCCUGUCUGUCUUGACCAACCUCUUCAACCUUCUGCCCGCCACAUCCCCGCUUCGCAAGACAGUUUUCGGCACCGUGCUGUCGGUGACGGUGUCGACGAAGAACACGGAUCUGCUGAUUCCGCAGCUCAAGCAGCUGCCGAUCUGGUUUUCAGAGUGGUCGCUGAGCCCGGAAGAGCAGGUCGCGACUCUGGUUGAUAUCGCGAGCACGCUCGAGCCGGUCGAUCAGGCGUCGGCGCUUAAGUACUUCAAGGACGCGCACAGCGAGGCCGCGGCGGCGGGCGUCACUCUGCCUGCCGAGCAGACAAAGAAGUUUAUUGUUCUCGCGCUCAGCGUGCCCGGGUUUUUCGAUUACGAUUCGAUCUACGCGGUUGUGUCGUCGCUGAGUACGGUCGAUGCUGGGCAUCUUGGAUUGCUCAAGAUUUUUGUCAAUGGCACUUUUGCGGACUUCAAGGCUGUUCCAGAGGCUACCGUGACGGGUGCUGGUAUGGACGUUGAGGUUCUGACGAAGAAGAUCCGGUUGCUGACGCUUGCGUCGCUGGCGGCGUCGUCGCCGAACCUGACUGUUUCGUACGCGGCGAUUUCGAGCGCACUUGCGAUCGACGAGGAGGAGGUCGAGUUCUGGAUCAUCGACGUUAUCCGCGCGGGACUGCUGGAGGGCAAGAUGUCGCAGCUCGAGCAGAAGCUGUUUGUGCACCGGGUUGUGCCGCGCACGUUUGGCGCGGAGCAGUGGGAGGACAUUGCGCGGAGGCUGCAGACGUGGAAGACGAGUUUGAAGGACGUGCUUGUUGUGCUGCGAAACGCGCGGGUGAGCGUGGAGAGCAAGGCGGCUGCGCUGAACGCGGAGCGGGAGCGGGCUGCUGCGGCUGCUGCUUCUGCUGUUGCUGCUGCUGCUGUGCCGGCCAAUGGAGAGGUGUCUGCGUAAGAUGUACAGUAUAUAAACAAAAUGAAGCAGUGAUGGUAUAUAAAGCAAGUGUAUUCCUGUAAAACGGCAGGCACAAGGCGCGCGUAGUUUAGAGAGUUGUGCAGUGCAGCCUCGACGACGCCCAAAGCAGCAAAACAACACAAAAAACAGGCCUCCA